This is a messenger RNA of Jatropha curcas, 2159 nucleotides long. Its product is annotated as Ubiquitin-specific protease family C19-related protein. The record is from RefSeq and is a predicted model, not a curated record. NCBI's taxonomy places the organism in Eukaryota, Viridiplantae, Streptophyta, Magnoliopsida, Malpighiales, Euphorbiaceae.
ACAUCAGAAAUCAGUAUCAGAGUCGUAAUAAUCUCAACUCUAUUUGAGUUAAACAACUUUGAAGCCUCAAACAAACCCAAUAACUGUAGCCCCAUUAACAGACACCUACGUCCACCACAGGGAUACACACGUCAUUAUCGCAAUUUCUCAGCUCCUUUCCAGUCAUCUCGUCGCCCUCUAGCACUAACAGCAAAACGCCAUCUCCUCCUCCUACUGCUCAUUACUCUGCCCUCCACACUCUUCACUUCUGCUUCUCUCUCUCUCUCGAUCAAUCACCCUACAAUUACAAAAAAUGGGAACAAGAAUUACGUCACACCAGCUCAAAAAUGGGCUCGUCGUCUCCGGUCGACCGGACCAGCCUCUCAAGGAGAAGCAACCUACAAUGGCAUCACGCGCCGUUCCUUAUACCGGAGGUGAUAUCAAAAAGUCAGGCGAGCUAGGUAAAAUGUUUGACAUCCCCGUCCUCGAUCAACACUCUCCUACUGGGCCUUCUCCUCCUCCUAUACCCAAGCAACCCUCGCGCCAUUCCUCCUCUUCUCAACACAAUAGCGGAUCCGUCCGAUCCGGGCCCAACUCCGGACCAGUCAAGAAAUCCUCCGGUCCUAUGCCCCUCCAGCCCACCGGUCUCAUCACCUCCGGACCCCUUGGCUCCGGUCCAUUGGGCUCCGGUUCGCUUCCACCAUCCCACAGGAGAUCCGGCCAGCUCGACCAUACUGCCUCAGUAAUUGGAUCCGGCUCUAGCAAGGCGCUCUAUGGGUCUGCUGUUACCAGCUUGACGGAGGAUGUAAAGGUCGGUUUUAGGAUUUCAAGGCCCGUGGUGUGGGUGAUACUGGUAGUGGUGGCCAUGGGAUUGCUUGUUGGUGCAUUCCUAAUGGUGGCAGUUAAAAAAGCGGUUAUUUUGGUGGCCGUGGGAGCGAUACUGAUCCCCGUAAUUGUAGGGCUUAUCUGGAAUUGCGUCUGGGGAAGGAAAGGGCUGUUAGGGUUUGUUAGCAGGUAUCCCGAUGCUGAGCUUAGAGGUGCUAUUGAUGGACAGUACGUCAAGGUCACUGGGGUUGUCACAUGUGGCAGUAUCCCUUUGGAAUCAUCUUACCAGAGGGUACCCAGGUGCGUAUAUGUUUCCACGGAACUGCAUGAAUACAGGGGGUGUGGUGGAAUAUCUGCACAUCCCAAGCACCGUUUCUUCUCAUGGGGAUCUAGAUAUUCGGAGAAAUAUGUUGCUGACUUUUACAUAUCAGAUUUCCAAUCUGGAUUAAGAGCACUAGUAAAGGCAGGCUAUGGGGCAAAGGUUGCUCCAUUUGUCAAACCAGCUACAGUAGUUGACGUGAAGAAGGAGAACAGAGAUUUAUCACCAAACUUUUUACGCUGGUUAGCUGAUCGUAGCCUCUCCAGCGAUCACCGGAUUAUGCGCCUCAAGGAAGGGUAUAUCAAAGAAGGAAGCACUGUGAGUGUGAUGGGUGUUGUUCGACGCCAUGAUAAUGUACUGAUGAUAGUUCCACCACAGGAGCCUGUUUCAACAGGUUGUCGAUGGUUCCAAUUUCUCCUCCCAACCUAUGUUGAGGGUCUUGUUUUGACAUGCGAGGAUAAUCAAGAUGCUGAUGUAGUUCCUGUGUAGAUAUCUGUCAUUUUCGCAUAAUCUUGGUUUUAUUUUGAAUUGGAUUUCACAAGUAAAUGCUGAAAGAGUGGUGAGGAAUGGAAUCAUCGGGCACCCAUGAAAACCAGUCACUUUGUUUCUAGGUACUAAAAAUGGAUAUAAAAUGGCCUAGAAGUUCCAGAGCUACAAGACUGAUAUAUACAUCAAGCAUAAUCUAGUGAUAUGGGAUGAUAGGCGUUGGAGAUUGUGUCAAGAAGUCCAUAGGGGAAAGAAAGAAGACUUUGCAAAGAAGCUGAGAACUGUUGUUUGAUGAUUGGCGCUAUAGCAUAUUUUGAUUUUGGCUAAUUUGUGUACAUAAUUUAGCAGUCACCCAAAGGGAUUAUGAUUUUAGUAUGGUAUAUAUAUAUAUAUAGUGUAAUAGCAUGUAAUAAUAGGGUUCUGUUACCCUUUGUUUGGAAGGGGUGAAAGAAGGUUUAAUGACUGUAACCUAUGGCAAGGUGUGGUAAUUGGUAAGGUAAUUGCCUUUUUUAUUUUUGGGAAAAAGAUAAGGUGAAGAAAGGUUUAAUAA